AUUGUGAGGUCAUACCAGAAAAUAAAUUCACGUUCGUCAUUAAUUAAAUGGAUGUCGCGUUCAUUUCCACAACGUUAUUAAACAUAAAAGUUGGCAGAUAAUUUCAGUACAAUUACGCCUCCCUGUUACCAAUUAAAUGCAACUCUGGUCGCCCAAUCUGCAGACGAAUUCAUUGUCCAAUUCGUUUAUUUCGCGUUGAGCUCGUUUAACAGAUGGACGUUUGUUUCCGAUUAUCGCGUUCAUCGUUAUUUUUCUGAAGGGAAAAUUGAAGGAUACAAUUCUUUUUUCUUUCCCUUUCAUAAAUUUCCUUAUUUGCGAAGCAAAAGUUGACUUCCAACAUUUAAACGUGUGAAAAGUGUCGAUAUUGCUGAGCAAUGUUGAAUUGUGAAAAAACCAAACUAGUAAUUUUCGAAAAAAUGUAAUGAAAAAAUCUGGUUAAAGUUUUUUCUGAUAUCACAGAAAGAGUGAAAAGAAGGCACAUAAAGCAAAUGGCAAAAAUGACGGUUUCAGUGAGUGAGAGAGCGAAAGAGAGAGUGAACAUGCGAGUGUAAAUAAGAAGUUGAGAAAAAAUCGAAUUCCGUUGUAGGUGUGUAUUUUGACAUAGAAAAAGAAAACAAAACGCAAAGAAGAAAAAACAACAAUGAAUGGCAAAAAUUUUAAAAUUUGCGGUGGAAGAAACUAAAAAUUCCUAAAUCGGAAACGAAGUUGGUCCGUUUAUUCAAAAAUGUAUUGGGUAACAGCAUUUCAUUUUGCAUAAUGAAAUUAAAUAACGAUAUUGUUAUUGGAGCUGAAAAACUUGACAGUUCUCGACUCGAUUUGCAACAAUUUAAUAUAAUUUUUAUAAAUAUGCAUCGCACCGAGUGUCUCACUGAGGAGUUUUACCCGGACGAAUAGUCCUCAGACAUGUGCAGUUGUGGAUUGUGUACAAAAUUUCAUUGUUUUAUUGCAAGAAACUUAAAAAAGUUUACCAGAAAUAACGUUUCUUUUUCAACACAGUGAAAUUAAAUAACGAUAUUGUUAUUGGAGCUGAAAAACUUGACAGUUCUCGACUCGAUUUGCAACAAUUUAAUAUAAUUUUUAUACAAUGAAUAUUACCAAAUUAUGUGUGCAAUUAUUAAAAUAACGAAAAGUAAUUCAGCAAUACUAUUGUGCUUUAUAUAUUCAACAAUGAAUGAAUAAAAAAAUAAAUGAAAAUAAUUGUUAAAUAUGUGAAUAAGAUAUGAGAAUGGCAAUAAUACGCUAUGGAUUUUCUUUGAAAUAAACCGUGGAACCCUCAAAUAGAAGCAGCCUUGGAGGAGUUUUUUGGAACUAGUUAAGCAUUAAUGCGUUAUCCGUUAAACAAUAUAGAAAUAAUAAAUAAAAAACACCAAAACUAACAACAAGAAAAAGGAGCAAGUAUUGCAGAGAGCAAAUCCAACAUCCUGAAACGUUCUGUGUUCCAAAAAGCUUUCAUAUAAGUGCAAGAAGUCGCACGCAAAGUUGGAGAGAUGGACAUUAAUAAAAAGAAAAACUGAAAACACCAAAUACUCACCAUCACUUAAAAAGUAUUUUUCAACCCACCUACCUUAUGGAUCUCGUGCAAAUAGUCAUUUGCACACAUACAUACAUACAUACAUACAUAUAUUGAUGAGAACUCAGAAAAAUUUUGGACGCUUAACAUAUAAUUACAUUUGGAUUGCAGGGAAAACGAAAUAAUUUGAGCAUUUAAGUAAGUCCACUAAUUGAUUCCUUAAUUGGACUAUUAAAUGUUUCAUCUUAUUAAAGACGGCACACUAUUUAUCCCUGUUGAUUGGCAUCUUUGAAGGCACGUUUUUCUCUAACUGACAUUUCUUGCAGCUAUUAUACUCGCGCUAGCCCAGCAGCCAUUCACAGGAGUGGGGUGUGACUAAUACCCAAAAUUCCGCCGGUUACUUAGAUGCUACCUUUGAAACCUUUAUAAUAUUUCAUCACUAUAUAAAUUACAUAACGUAGUCUUAUCGACGUCGACGUUGCAGAGACAUAAAACCAGCAAUUGUAGCUGUCGCAGGGAUAGGGACCGUUUGUCGGAUCGCGCCACAGCUUAUGUGGCUGUCAAUGACUGCUUCGAUGUUGCGUGCAACACCUGAAAAAUGGUCAAAGCGGUUUCAGCUCGAGCAACAGCAACCACGGCCGCAUUGUACGUAGCAAAUCAGCAAUUGCAAUUACAGCAAGAGCAGCCGAACGGCAAGAAAUCUGUACAGAAUCUACUGCAGCAAAAUCUACCAAAACGACAGGAGAGUUGUUUCAGCUCUGAGAACGAACAGAAUUCAAAUCAACGUGGACAGCAGUUUGCUUUUGACGCUGAGGACGAGGAGGAGGAGCCGUGCGCGAAACGCAUUGCUGUAGCAUCGCUCACCAAAAUGGUAAUACCAUCAUCGGCAGCAACAGCAACCACCACAUCAUCUGCGUCCGUUUCCUCUUCAGUCGCAUCAGCAACAACGACAAACAAUGCUAACACGAAUGUUGCCGAUCAGCAACAGCAACUGCAGCGGCAAACACAACAACAACAAAAUGUUCUCUAUCAGCAACAUCAACCCCCGCCCGCCAGCCACAACAGCCAACAGUCGGCGCCGCGUCAACAUCCGAAGAAACGUAAAUUCGAUCCAGCUGAGCUGGACCGACAUCAGCAAACCUCACCACAGCCCCAGCACCAGCAGCACAGCGGUGGGCCAGCUGCGACCUCGUCGAUCUCCAAACAAAUUUCGCCGAAUAAUAACGCUAACGGAAACACCGAAAACAAUAACGGCUUGAGGAACGGAAACGAGACGGCUAUAUCGAGUGCAUCAUCAUCAGCAACAGGCAAUAUUAUUGUUACAGGCUGCAAUAGCAACGUUUCAUGGUCAGUCACAACCACAAGUUCUGCAAAUGAUGCCGCUACAUCGACGGAUAUUCUCUAUACAGCGAUCCGUUCGACUGGCCAACAGCAGCAACACUCCCCAGCAACAUCAAUGAUCGUGAGUCCGAUGGCAACAACGACACUUUCCACCGUUACACUGCCGGGAGGAGUUGUAGUUGGCGCUGGCGCCAACACUAACAGUGGUACGGCAGUUGUAACGGCGGCUGGGCGGGGAGCGACAUCACUUGAAAGUCCCGAAAAGCGCAUGAUCAUAACAAGCACACAGCCGUCAAGUAAUUACAAACUGCAGAACGUGUUGAGUGUGGCUCACAGCACCAGCAAUACCACAUUGCAGCAACAACGCCACACCUAUCAGCAACAUUUACAACAACCACAGCCAGUGGUUGCCAUGCAGCCACAGCAUCAGCAGCAGCAGCCGCCGCCGUCGCUAGUUGCCAAUUUAGAUCUCAGCGAAUGGUCGAACACGCGCGUGUUGGCCAAACUAAACAACUUUUACGCAUCUGGUAUUAUACGUCAAACUACAUCGUACAAUGGUAGCAGCAGUGGCGUAGAAGCCAAUGGCAGACCGUCUUCCGCUGCUACACCGAAUUCGAUUACAGUGGAAUUCGAUCCGCCGGAAAAUUGCACCCAGCGCUAUACAGACGUUUUGGGCAAUGGGCGCUUUAAUGUGAUAUUGGACGCUAGUCCACCAUUAGCUGAUAUUAACGUGGACACACGAGUUUGUGUGCGCAGUCAAAUCGACGGUCGAUCAGGAUAUGUUUUUGUGGAGGGCUUUGUGACGGACAUCAAUACAAAAACAAAACAGUUCACCGUACAAAUUCACACAGAUUCGACGCCAAUAUUUAAAACGGUUAAACGGGCGGAUUUGCGUUUACUGUUACCGCCUUGGUGGGACGAAUUGCGUGAGCUUUCACCUUCUCCACAGCAGCAGCAUUCACAUGUUUUCGGCAAUCAUAAAGCUGGUGGUUCACACUCUGCGCUGCUCACGUCCCCACAUCAACAUCGCACUGGCGGUAGCAGCGGUGCUCCAGGGACAGUGUCGCACAAAACCAGUACUGGUCACCACAAUUUGACUUAUGUGACUACGCGGUAUGACGGUAAAAUUCCGGCACACGCUACAGUCGCCAGCUCCCAGCAGCUGGCCGCACACAUGUCGUCAUACAGUACCACUCAACAGCAACAUCUACAGAAGCAAGAAGAGUAUUACCGGACGACUGCCACUUCACCGUUCCAAACUGUAGGUGGCAGUGGGCAAUCUUUGCUUGUGAACGCUCAUAAUGUGGGAACGAUUGGCAAAAUACAUGCCAACGGCAGCAUAGCAACAGCAUCGCUACCCGAAAUUGUUGUUUCGCAACAACAAUCGCAAUCAGGAGGCAGCGGCAUCAGCAGUCAUCAAUCGCACUCCCAACACUCGCAAUCGCCAUCAGAUGAUCUACAGCGACGCCAGUCACGUCAAUAUGAUGAAUUUGAGUCGGAUGAUGAGUUAAAAGGAGUACAAAUAGAUGGAUACACGCUAGGUGACGGCGACCCCGAGAAACUGUCGGCGGGAAGCAAGCGCAGCAGUGUACAAAGCCGUGGUAGCACAUCAAGCACCCCAAGAUCUCAAGCAACCACACCACAUCGCUUCAAAAAGGGUGACAUUGUUCAAUCGGAAUCCGGGGUACGCAAGAAAUACAAUGGCAAACAAUGGCGUCGCCUUUGUGGUAUGUGCUCCAAGGAAUCUCAGCGACGGGGUUUGUGCUCACGCCAUCUCAAUCAGAAAGGCAAUGGUCUGCGGCCCAAUGGCGCUAGUCGAUUUCCUGGUGAUAUGAAUAGUCGUUCAAGCAGUAAGACGCAAGUGGACGAAGAUACUUCGCGCGAUUCAGAGACUUCCCCCAACUACCGUGUGACAGGACGUUCUGACCAGGAGGAAACUGAUGUGGCUAAUAUUUUAGUGUCACUCAGCAGUUCACGUUCUGCCACACCAAGCUAUUCUUCACCUGUCAACCAUGGUACCUCGCCGAUGAAUGUUACCAAUUCGCCCGUGCCAGUUGUCUCCAAUCGCCAAAAUUUUUUCACGCCGAUAGGUGGUGGCCCUGUUGUAACAGCGGACCCACAAACAACUAAGUGGAAGACUGCGGCUAGCCCCAUACAAUAUGGUACAGUGGGCUAUCCACAGGUUAUACGUCCCGAAUCGGUGCGUGCACAGGGAAACGCUGCCGCACCACCGCCACAACAAUCGCCCGUCUCUAUGGUGGUGCAUCAUCAGAGUGCUGCUGGUGUAGCAACUACACAUAUGUCCGGAUCUAAUGGCAAUAUACAUCAUUCUUCUCUGCACCCGGCUCACCACCAAGCACCACCACCACCAGCACCAGCACAAUCUGUUGUCAUGGCGCAACAGCAUUUGCAGCAGCCGCCGCUUGCGCAUAGUCAUAUAUCCCUGUCACCAGCUGCGCCACCUCCACCGCAACCGGUCGUUAGCAGUGCUGUGAUUGCACCACCUCGCCCACCGGCUUCUGUGGUUACAAGCGUUGGUCACGCUACCACCAGUGUUAUACGGAUCUCACCUGCUGCCGCCGCGGCUGCAGCAAAUAAUGGCACCGCAGCUAAUGGGAGCAAUGCUGCAACGACACUGCCGAAAUCAUUUCAUCCUGUCAUAGUCGAUCCCACACAGCUAGUGCCACUGCUGUCACCGGCUAAUGGCAAUUCAGCGCUGCAGACAGGACAGUCCACAUUAGUUUCGAUCAGUGGCGGCUCACUCUUAGCCGCUGCACAUCAACAUCAAUUACAGCUGCAGGCACCAGCGCCACCGAUUUCAAAUGAAAAGACGAUUCCAAAAAACGGAUUUCCGCCGGGGUCGAUAUAUCAAUGGCAAACGCUGUUGCCCACCAUCAGUCAAUCCCCCGUUAAACCGACCAAUUUUACGAUAGCCGGCAUCAUACCGCCAACGGCGGAAACACCACCCCCACAACAACAACAACAGCAGCAGCAGCAAACAACACAAGGAAUUAAUCACCAUGGUCUCCACAACAAUCACAGCAAUCGUAGUUUGAGCGUCGGUCAUAAAAUGACCGUUGACUUAGACUCACCCGAGAAACCUUUGAAUUUCUCAACAAGUGAUGCAGCCGCCAUGAAUAGUACGUUUAAUGUAGGUAGUGGAACAGGAACAUCAGGUGGCAGCGGAGACAACAGCAGCGUUCAACAAGAAGAUAAUGACGAUCAAUUAGAUGACGACGUCUUCGAACCAUCGGCACCAACACAUCAAAAAACUAAGCAUACAAGAUUCGCCAUCAAUAGUAGCAGUGACAGCUACAGAUAUGGGAAUUCGUCGGGAAACAAAUAUGGUAAUGAAGGUAUGGGAGAGGCGAAGACAUCGACAGUUGCAAGUAGUUGCGGCGCAGCAGCUAAGCGACGUUCACAAUCGCUUAGUGCGUUACAGCAACAACAGCAGCAGCAACAAGCAAAAGCAACUGGCGGAGGAGGAGCUUGUGUCAUUGAUAAGGAGCCCUUAAGUCCAGAACCGGAUAAAAUCCGCCGCCCUAUGAACGCUUUUAUGAUAUUCUCGAAAAAACACCGUAAACUGGUUCAUAAGAAGCAUCCUAACCAAGACAAUCGCACCGUAAGCAAAAUUCUCGGUGAAUGGUGGUACGCUUUGAAACCGGAACAGAAAGCUAAGUAUCAUGAAUUGGCCAGUUCAGUGAAGGAUGCUCAUUUCAAACUUCACCCACAUUGGAAAUGGUGUUCGAAAGACCGUCGUAAGUCAUCUAGUUCCGGUAAAGGUGGACCAUGCAGUGGCGCUAUAGAUAGCAGUGACAGUAUCGACUUGCCAAUGCAUAGUCCGGGUUCCGCGAGUGCUUCAAGCAACACUGCAGUCGAUUCUCAAGGGGAUAUCAUACCACUUACAAUUGAAGAAACUCUGGGCCAUGUGAAAGAGGAAAACACGAGUAUCAAAGCGGAGGUUGUGCAACCAAACGAAACCCAACAGUCAGACGAUGAGCACAUGCUGAUGGUAGAUGAAGCUACGAAUAAUAAGCAGAGCAGCAAUAGCAAAUCAGGAUCUCAACGACUAGACCCAUUGAAACAAAUAGAUUUAAAGUGUCGCGAACGCGUUACCGAUUCAGAUGUUGAAGAUACCGCCUAUGAUUAUAGGAAAUCCGCAACGAAUGCGGCGAAAAGUGUGCAAAGUAAAAACUUAGUUGAGAACGAAAAGCUGUCAACGUCGAAGAAUUCAAGUGUAAAAACUGAGAGCAUUAAUAAGACGGAAGAAAAUCUAGCUUCUAGCAACAACGCACUUAACACGAGCACUGAGAGGGACAUAACAUUGAAACCGAAACCCAUCAAGCCGUAUGCCUCCAGCAUUGAAAGUAGCAUUCUUAGUCCUCAGCAGAUGCCGAAAUACUCAUACAACAGUCCGAAGAAUCCAAUCGGUGUAACACCAUUCCAACCAACAGGCGGUGCGUUCAAAACCAUGCCCAUAAGCCCAAAAAGUGCUAAGCUAGACGAACAACAGACGCAACAGAUGCAUAUAAAGCAAGAGGAUAUCAAGCAAGAGCUCACUUCCCCCUACAAAAUGAAUGGCGGCGGCGCAAGUGCAAAUAGUGUAUUCACAUUCAAUGUGCCAAUGGGCGCUGCAGCGAGCCUCAAUCAAAAGCAACAACAGAAUACGGGACAUCCACUACGCAGUCCUAAUACCAUGGAAGGUAGUAAAGCCAACACAUCGGCAUCGUCGGUGCCAUCUUCGCCUGCCUCGGCUAGCGUAGCCAUCAGCUCGUCCGCGGCCUCUUGCUUUACCAGCACACCGGUAAUGACACCAACUCAAAUACUCACAACGUCGACUGGUGGUAAUGGCGGAAUUGGCAGCGGCCAGAAGCAGAUACUAUUCACAGUCAACAAUAUGUUAAAUCAGGUCGCCAUUCUCCCAAUGCAACAACUAACGGAAUCAUCAGCCAGUAUCGGCGCCAGUAGCAACGUUUCUGGUGGUGGUCCAAUUAAGCCAACUCCCAUCUCCUACCCCAACUAUAAGAAGAGCAAUGGCCAAACUGCUUUUGGUAUGAAUGCAAAUAUGAGUGCCAGCAAUGCUUUAUCAAAUACGAAUAACGGCUCUGUUUUGCUGCACAACUACACAGAACCUACACCAAAAUCACCAUCUUAUAAAUCAUUGCCCACCACACCGAAGUCAGCUUGCUCCUCUUCAACUUUUGCAAUGAAUCCACCGGACUCAGCUGGCAAGCGCAGCACAGAUAGCAGCUCGACUUCAGCCUUGGACGUCGAGGAUGAACCGAAUGAUAUUGGUGGCAAACAGCAGUUGCAGUUCAUUUUAGCACCAACGCCAGCGCAACUGGGACGUGCGAAAUUUCCGCGCCGAAAAACUUGUUCUUCAAACAACGGAGCAAGCGAUAAUAGUAAUAAUAACAGCUUUUCUGCCACUGGCCUGAUGGGGAGCAACGCUAUGAAGAAAUUGAAUUCGCCUAUUAUGGUGGACUCUUCAUCGCCUAUCAUUGGCAAUGUAAACACAGUUGUGUGUUCGAUGACGUCGGCUUUGCCCACACCUACCUCGUCAACGACCACGCCCAACAGCGACGAGCAAAUGCCAACUACGCCUUCGGCAGUUAAUAGCAAUGGCAGUACCGGGAGUGUGACUGACUUGAGCGGUAUGUUGAACCCCAAGUCGCCGUUAAAAUCAGCAUCAGCGACUAAAAAGAAAAACGAUGACAUGGAUAGCGUUCUAAAACAAGUAGAUUUCGAGAAGAAAUAUCAGGCAUUGCCACAGUUCAAACCCGAAGAUUGUCUAUCGCCCAGCGCCAUAGCAGUGCCCUCAUCGCCACGCGUCUACGGCACCAAUUAUCGCAAGAAGAAUCCACCUCAGCCUAUUGCGCCACCAAAAAAGAUCAUUUGUGAGGAUGAAUCGGCUAUUGAUACAGCAUCAUUGCCAUCAACACCGUCACAACGUUUCUUCGGGCCCGAUUUCAACAUUGAACAGCUAAGUAAGUGCAAAGUCACAUACAGCAGUGUAAAGUAUAUGCAGAUUUUUUAUGUCGACUUUAAUUUAAUUAUAGAUUUGGAGAACUCUGAUGAAACGGACCGUUCGCCGCGCACUCCACAAACCCCUUUGCAAAGUGCACGAUCAGAUGCGAGCGAAAAAGGACAUCGCAAGGUAUUAGAAAUACGUCGCAAGUUUGUUUAUCAACUUUUCAACGAACACGGCAUGUUUCCAUCGACCCAAGCCACAAUGGCUUUUCAGAAAAAGCACAUCGACGUAUUUCCGCGAAAACAAGAUCUCCAAUUGAAAAUACGCGAGGUGCGUCAAAAGUGUAUGAGCCAGUCCGGAUUCACACCACACUCUGCCGGCCCUAUGACACCAUCCGCUGAGACUUGCAUGGCCACAACUUCUGCAACAUUAACUACAAACACAACAACAGCAACAACAACACCAAGUCAGAACUAUGGUAGCGGAGAUAAUUAUUUGCAACCGCAAUCAAAUGAUGAAUAAUUAAGCAUCCUGGAGAGGUCUGAUUACAUAAAUACAUAGCACCACUGUUCAGACUUAAUAAAGAGAGAGUGAGAGAGGGAGUUAAGUACAAUUAAAUUCGAAUUCAGUGUGCCAUGGCAAAAAGUAAUUAUGCAAUUUAUGCAUAUGACCAUACAAUGCAAUAGAGAGCUAAUUUCAAUCGCAAUGAACAACAAGCUUUUAAUGUCAGCUUAAGAUAUGUUUAAAGAUACACAUUAACACUAAAGGGAAAGUAAUGUACUUUCAUAUUCUAGACGAAAUGAGAAUAUGUAAUUAUUCGUAAACAAAUUGAUUGCCUUUUCGGUUAUUGUUGAGAAAGAUAUAAUAUUCAAAUAUUAUAGAGAGUGGAGAUUCUUAAAAGUUAGCAGACCGAUUCAUCUAAGCAAUAAACUUCUGCAAUAUGACAAGCGACCGAGCAACAACAAAAUACAAAACUUUCCGUUGCAAGGGUACAAUAAACCAUUUAUCUAUUAAAAAAUCCAUAAGCCAAACCGAAAUAAACGGGAGUGGAAAAAUUAUUGUAUAAAUUAAAAGAUUCACAAAUAUAUACACAAAGUGAACAGCACAGCAAAGAAACACACAGAAAACAAAUUUUAGCACACAUAUAAAGCGAACACUUCAAAACAUUAUAAUUAAUCCCAAUUAAUUAAAAAUAGUGUUUUAAUUUAAAAAGAUUCAACAAAUAAUACAGCAAAACAUACAAGAUAGAAUUAAACCGUUAUUCAAGCAUAUAAUCCAUGUAAUGAAUUCAAAAAUAUAUACAUAUAACAACUAAAUAAAUAAGUGAAUAAUGAAGUUAAAAUUUUGUAUUAAUACAAACAAACAAACAAAAACAGAACUAAGAUAAAAGGUGUAGCAAAUAAAUAAUUAAUUAUUAAUCUUUAAGUAAGUUUUUGAAGUUGGUAGGCGAAAUGAACUCAAAGUUAAAUGAAACAAACUGAAUUAAUUUUAAAUGGGGCUUAAAAAUGUUUAAAAUAUAAUAAUAACACAAUUAAUUAAUUAUUACAAAAAAACACACGUAAAAACUAUUCAAAUGCAACUUAGCAAACAUUAUUGCGCGAAGAAAUGAUAUAAAUAAUAAACUUGUUCAAUAUCCUAGCAUUCGGUUCAACAUUUUAUACGCAAGCAAGUAAGCAAUUGCAUACGAAUAAUGUAAAACACACCCACAUGCACAGAUACAUAUCGUCAUCGCAUUGGCAAAUAACCGUACUUUAUAGCUUUCAUUUAAAUUUAGAACAUUGCAGUCAAAAAUUGUGCAUUUCUUCGUCGAUUUAGUGAUAGUAGAAAUUUUGCUCUUUCAUGUAUGCAUAUUCUUUUAAAUAUUUUACAUAAUGCUAAAAGAAUUCACUGCAAUUACGUCAGUUGUAAAAAGCAUCUUUACGCUAAACAAACAAAACCUUAUUUAAUCUUCCACCAGCAGAAAGCGCAUUUUUUGAUUAUUUUAAUAAGCAGUAAUUUGUUUCGAAAUCCCACAAAUCUCCAAUCUUAAACUCUUCAUUACUUAAACCCGUCCCAUAACCUCUACUUCCCCAUUUCAUAUACACAUUGUAUUUUAUUCGAAAUUUUAUUAAUAGUCUUUUGAUUUAUAAUUUAUGAUUUUAACAUUUAUUUUAACUAAACAAACUAAAGACAAAAAAAGUUGUCCUUGUUGCAUUUUUUAUCUCAAUUGUUAAUGAAAUGAUUUGCAAACAACGGGGCAUAAACUCUCGAAGUAAUUGGCGCCUUAUUGUUAUGAAAUACAUACGAUUUACAGCUUUAAGCCUUAGCCCAUUAAAGUUUCUUUCCAUUCCUUCUGCUGUUUCUUCAAUUUGCAAAAACACUGGUUUGCUGAAAUUUAAUACGUUGAAAACUCAUUGUAAAACUAAGAAUGAUUUUUGAAUAAUUGCUUUAAUCGUAACUUCCCAUACACCACAGAGGUAAGAGUUAUGACAAACAAACAUUCAAACCACUGUUUGUAAACACAAAUGUGAGCAACUGUCGUCUUCCACUUACAAUGCUGCAAUAUUAAAAAUAUUGUUUUUUUUUUAAACAUAUGUGCAUUAAUUAAUAUUUUAGUAUUUUAAACAUACACUCGAUUCAAUUUUCUUUUCAUGAAGAUAUUUCACUAGAAGUGUCUUCAAUUUGGUUUGAUUGAUGCAUGUGGGAAAAUUUAAAAAAAAAAUCUGAUUAUUAUCAUUUUAUCAUAAAUGUAUAGUUUAUUUUGCAUGCAUUUAAGACUGUAUGACAAAUUAUUAUUAAAUUUAUUUAUGGUUAUGUACUGUAGUAGUUACUCUUAUGAAAACAGCUUACGUAGUUGCAUUCACAAAAAUACAGGCACACAUACCGUUUCUUCCUUGUAAUGUAGUUAAGUUAAUAUUUUAGUUAUAUUUCCUCCUUACUAAGUUAGAAAUGUUUGCAAGUCUUAAUUUGAAAAGUAUACUAAAGUCUCAAAUACGAAUGCCAACAAAAAUAUGGUUAUUUAAUAUAUACAUAUACAUAAAUAGGUUUAAAAAAUCCCUAUAUAGUUUUUUUUAUAUAAUUUAUAAGAAAGAAGAAAAAUGUAUUAUCUAAAAAUGUUUAUGUACAAAAACGUGCAUAUGCUGUAUAUUCGUAAUUUCAAAGCAAAGCUGUAUGUUUAAUCUUUUCUAUGCCCCAUUAUAAAUAUACAUAUAUAAAGAAAAUUAAGCAAAUAGCGCAUAUACAAAUUAUAAAUGUGUUUUUAAAAUGUUAAAUAAAUUUUGAUUUUAUGCAGAAAAUAAUUAAUUGUUUCUGUUGUUGUUUUAUUUAUGCAUUUCAUUUACUUAUUCAAAGCCCCUCUGACAAAUUUUUUUAUAUCUUUUAAUAUUUUGUUACUUCAAAAUUGUAAAUAUGCCCAGCCAUACAUUCUAAAAAGUUCCACAAAAACUUUCACUCUUUCUUUGUCGAACAAGUGUUCAACAAGUCAUCAUAUAUUAAAUUUGCAUAUAAAAUCUGGUUGCAUUUUGAAAUAAUAUGAAUAAUACUCAAUAAUUAUUAUAUUAUUGACAUAUCCAAAACUCGUUUAGAUAUAACAUAACCACAUACUAUCCACAUCAAAUCAAAGGAUUAAGUCAUUAUUUUAUUUUAGUUUGAGUGUUGAAAAUUUAUAGAAUUUUAAAAUCAUUCAUGUUUUUGUAUCUGUUAUUUUUGUUCUAAUCUCAACGCUCCAUACAAAUGUAUAAUAAACUCAAGAAAUCGUGCCAAGCGGAGAAAUAUAAAUACAAGUCCGAACAAGUAAUGAAUAUUUCUCAAAUAUUAAUGCAAAGUAAAAUAAAAAAAAACUCGAUUAAAAAAUAUAAAAUAUAAGUACUGGAUACACACUAAAUACAUAGAAGAAUAAAAUGGAUAUUACUAAAAAGAAAAACAACAACAUACGGUUUUAAAUGUAAUUAAGCAACUAAAUGACAAAAGAUAAUUGAAGGAUACAUACAUUAUUUCACUUGGAUUGUCAGCAAAGAAGACAGAUUGCAAUUUUCGGGUGCUAUAAAACCCUGAACGGAUCAAAUUAUGUUUGAGGGAGAAAGUUUUUGUUUAUCAAUUCUUUCAGUACAAAGUUAACGCAUUUCACACAGAAUAUUCGAUAAUUAAAUGCCUAUUUUCUGUAUGGUCUCACCAAAAAUGUGGUUAUUAAGUUUUGACCAUAAUAUUAAUAAAUUGUGUUCUCAACAUUUGGAUAUGCGGUAUGCAUAUAUCGCUUAAUAUAUGUUAGUAAAACAAAUUAUUCAUAUUUUUGUUUUAUUUAAUUUGUGUAGUUAACAAGUAUUAAGCGAAAGUAAAGAUAAAUUAGAUCUAAUGUCAACAUAUGAAAAUACAACAGGGGGCAGCUAUUUUAUAGAUAUUAUUUUACAAAUAUCUCUCCUUUGAAACAAAAAUUACUUACAUAACGAAAACUGUUAGCUGUCUCUCUACUCGCUGACUAUACAAAGUAUAAACGAUUGUCCUCUAUUUAUGUUGUUUAGAAACCAGGUAAAAUUCGUAAAUUCAGUGAUAAUAACUGGAAAUAAUAAUGAAAUAUUCGCAAAGUCAAAGUCUACAGAAUUUUAAUGAAAAAAAAAAAACAAAAUACAAAAAUCUCUAGAACCAACUUAAAACAAGAAACAUAAAAUAACUAAGUCCAUACAUACAUAUAUGUGUGUAUAAAUAUAUAUAUAAUAUUAAAUAUGGUUAUUGAUAAACAAUGCUAGUGCGCUGUACAAGAAAACCAAACCAAAGCAAUUUACAAAACUUUUGGCAACAACCCUUUUGGAUAUGACGAAAACAUAAACGAAAUGCACGAGACAAACUUACAAACUAAAAUACCAAUGAAAAUUGCAAUUAUUUAGCAAAGAAAAUACAGAACAAACAAAGAAAACCGCGUUUCGGACUCAAAAUUCUAAAAUUCAGGUAUUACGCAAAUAGUCUUGAACAAUAAAUCAAGAAAACAUAAUUAUGUAAUUUACGUGUAAGUGAAAAUUAAUAAAUGAAUUUAAAUUGAAACUAAAAUGUAGAGAAAGAAUUAAGCAAAUAUUUAGAUACAUUGUUUUACAAAAACCAAAAAUGUAUUUUAACAAAAUGUUUCAAUGAAAUAAAAACGAUUAAGAUUAAGAAUUAAUUGAAAAUUAAUUAUCACAACUUUUUGAGAAAAAAAAAAAAUUAAAAAAUUAAAUUUUGUUUGCUAAGUUCAACGGAUUUGAAGAAAAUAAUAGAAUUCAGCUAAUCUUCUCUGGCUUUGACAUACAAUCAAUUUAAGGAUAGAGUAUUUGCCGUAUUACAGGCUACGCUUACAGUCUUUCGAAGUACACAAACACACACCAUCUAUUACUCCUACUGCUCUGAGUAUUGAAAUGUUUCACAUUUUUGAUUUCAAAAUGUUUAUAAAUAUUUGG
Zeugodacus cucurbitae (melon fly) is the source of this 14224-nucleotide messenger RNA. RefSeq names its product putative transcription factor capicua (gene cic). The coding region runs from base 2109 to 9344 and encodes 2411 amino acids. NCBI's taxonomy places the organism in Eukaryota, Metazoa, Arthropoda, Insecta, Diptera, Tephritidae. The transcript is spliced from 23 exons. Gene Ontology annotation, cellular component: nucleus. Gene Ontology annotation, biological process: regulation of transcription by RNA polymerase II. The record is from RefSeq and is a predicted model, not a curated record. Gene Ontology annotation, molecular function: RNA polymerase II transcription regulatory region sequence-specific DNA binding; DNA-binding transcription factor activity, RNA polymerase II-specific.